Molecule: messenger RNA, 5043 nt
Organism: Trichobilharzia szidati
Lineage: Eukaryota; Metazoa; Platyhelminthes; Trematoda; Strigeidida; Schistosomatidae
Source: the annotation of a GenBank genome assembly
AAAUAGGUGCUUUUACUAAUAAUUGAAAUAUUGGUCUAUGUUUAGAAUUUUCGCUGUCUUUUGAAUAAGUGCAACACCACUUUGUUUGAACCGUCACACUGAAGCUUAGCGCGGACAUAUUGCUUUUUCCCCAUCCUGAUGACGGAUGAUUAUUCUAACACCGUGACUUCUGAAAGUCAAAUCACAGAGAGUGGAGACCAGCGGGAUGGCAGAGUCGGCAGUGCGAUAGCUUCGAAUUCUGUAACGUCUGCUGUUGAGGCUCCUGACUAUUUGGAGAACUUCAACAUCGAUACAGGAAAUGAAUCGGGAGAACCCGAUGUUCCUCAUUACAUCGUCAAUUUGAAUAUGUUUAACACCUCAGGUGAUAUGAAUGCUAUGAGUACAUUGCCUGUCAAUACAUCCCCUGGGGUAGGUGAGUCGUCUACUUCACUACAAACACCAAAUGCGGAUUCAACCAUUAAUGACAACGUUGGUUUUAUGUGUGGAAUUAAUUCUACUGGGAGAUCCCAACAGUUUUUCAUACCUGCAAUGCGUUCUAAAACACGUGGUCGUGGGCGGUUUUCCUCUGUCCCGUUAGAUGAUGUAAUGGAGAAGAAGAUACGCACAUACGAAGGGAAGGAUUGUGUACAAGAGUUGGCAAAGUUAUUAAAAUUGUUCCCCCGUUUUAAGAGGGCAUACGUUAAUCGUGUUUUCACGCGCAAUAUGCUUAGCUAUGAAAAGAGUUACGAGCAGUUAAAAGAGGAAGACGAUCGUGAACGGGAAAGGUGUGCGAAAGUACGCCUUAUUCAAGCACCGAAAGCUGAAUCCAAACGAUCAGAUUCAAAGACUCCUUCGCGUCCUGAGUUACCUCUACAGUCACAAGCCUUCUUAUGCAUGGGGUUGCCUUUGGGUCGUUGUCCUCCACAUGUUGCCAAUUCACUUUAUCGUCGAGUUAUUGUGACACCUGAAGGCACUGUUGAAUCCGCUGAUGAACAUGAACAGAAAUUCUUGGAUUCGACAGGUUUAUCAAGUUCUUUAUCAGAAUCACCAUCUUCACACUUUGAACCACCUCGGCCUAGACCAUCCUUGUUCAGUGGGCUGAAAUUGUCGCCAAUGUCAACUGUUUUGCCUCCCAUUCAUCAAAUUGCUCAGUUUAGACACUCUCCACCACCCAGACCUUCAGAAGGACAGGCAUCAACAAUGCAGGAUACUACUACUACUACCACUACUACUACUACUAACAAUAAUAAUAAUAAUACCAACAAUAAUGAUGAUAAUAGCGUUCAAGGACAAAAUUCUGAAGAGACAACAACAACUCCACAACAGGGUAAUAAAUUCUUUCGUACAGAUCAUGUCGGUGAAGCACAAAAGAAGAAACGUGGUUAUAUUAAUAGAGAGAUGCGAACAGCUACAGUUAGCACACCUGUUAGUCGAACUAACACAACAGCAACUGCAGCAGCUAAAUCUGACAUGGAUAGUGAUGAUUCUAGUCGGAAGUCAGGCGAUGCUGGAAAGUAUAUGGCUAAAGUUGGUGUUGUAAGUAAUUCAGUAACUCGCAAACGACCUGAUCGUCGUGGGAAAUCUGUCCGACAGAAAAUGUCUACAGAAGCUGAGAAUACUAGCAAGGAAACGGCUAUUCCACCCGCUGUUGAGCCAGUUACAGAAGAUGAUGGUCUUGACCUUACCAAUGAAGAGCGCCGUCAUCUCCUUUCCUUUUUCAAUGACGCUGUAAUGGAAGAACUUACCCUAAUGCCAGGUUGUUCACGAAAAACUGCACAAGCAAUUAUCAAUAUGCGUCCGUUUAAAAGUACCAAAGAUGUGGUUACCCAAUUAUCAGGAGUUCGUCAUCUUUCUUCCAACCUGUAUGAAAGCUGUAAGGAUAUUUUAGUCGUCCGUUCCUCGGUUAUCCAGCUACUGAAUAGAUGUGAACGUCUAACUGAACAAGUUGCCGCGCAUGCAGCACGUUUGCUUGAAAAUACUAUCAGCUUGCCUGAAAGUGCUACUACAGAUCAGAACCAAUCCGAUGGAAUUAGUCAUGAAAGGGAUGAUUUUGUUGUAAACAAAGUGAAUGGAGGCCCUAUACAAUUUUUGACUCAGCAGCCCGCUAUUCUUAAUCCUUUGCGUGAAUUAAAACCGUAUCAACUUGUCGGUCUCAACUGGCUCCGUCUAUUGCACCAUGAACAAGUCAAUGGAAUACUAGCAGAUGAGAUGGGUUUGGGGAAAACUGUCCAAGCUAUCGCUUUUCUAGCCAGUCUGUGGGAGAAUGGAAAUCGUGGUCCCCAUCUCAUCAUUUGUCCGAGUUCCACACAGGAUAACUGGCAACGAGAAUUGAGUCUUUGGUGUCCUCAUUUAAAAGUACUUGUCUAUCAAGGAUCUGCAGAGCAGCGGAAAGCUAUUCGUUUAAAAAUCUAUGAGUCUGAAGCCCAACCUGAUUUCAAUGUUUUGCUAACUAGCUAUGCUGUCGGGACUAGUGCUAUCGAAGACAGAGCCUUAAUGAAACGAGUCAAUUUCUAUUAUGGUAUCUUUGAUGAAGCACACAUGCUAAAGAACAUGACAUCCCAACGUUAUCGAAAUUUAAUGAAUUUCAAUGUCCAACGGCGUCUACUUCUUACCGGGACACCACUUCAAAACAAUCUAAUGGAACUUGUAUCUCUACUGUCAUUUGUUAUGCCGGAGAUGUUUCUCAAAAGCACAGAUUUACUGAAACGGAUUUUCCAGAUUUAUUCGAAGCCUAUGAAUUCUCGGGAUAAUGAACAAGCAGCUGAUAAUAGUAGUGUUGUUGUGCGAAGCACUUUUGAACAAGAGCGUCUAAUUCAAGCGAAAAAUCUACUUCAGCCGUUUUGUUUACGACGAUUGAAGUCACAGGUUCUUAGUCAACUUCCUCCGAAGACCACUGAAGUGGUUUUAGUGCCUAUGACAAAAUCCCAAACGAAUCAUUACUAUGAUCUGGUUAAACGAUUCCGUUCUCAGCGAAUUUCUGCUAAAGAUACAAGCAAUGGUCAAGAUACAUCCCUACUAUUGAAAAAUGCAUGUGAAGAUGGUGAUGAAAAUGCUAAUCCAGAUGUUAGUGAUCAUACUUUGAAGAAAAAACCUCGUUUCGAUAAUCAUUCACCCACAACAACAACAACAACAACUACUACUACUACUACAGUGAAUGGCACAAAAUCAUUCCCAGUUCCCUCCAAAGCAGCUUCAGAAUCCCCUCAGUCCCCAUGUAAUAUGGUUAUGGUAUUACGCAAGGCAGCAAAUCACUUAACUCUUUUCUCCGGAUUAGCAUACACUGACUCAAAUUUACGGGAUAUUGCUGAGUCUUUACAUCUAGAUCCAAGUUUCUCCAAUGCUGAUCCUAAUCUCAUAUAUGAAGACCUUUUGACAAUGAGCGAUCAUCAAGUUCACAAACUCUGCCAAUUUUAUGAGGUAUUAUCUCCUUAUGCUCUGCCUACAGAGUCAAUAAUUUCUGGAUCUGGAAAGAUCGAAUGGUUGAAUAAUAACCUGCCUAAAUUGAUCUCUGAAGGACAUCGUAUUUUAAUAUUUAGCCAAUUUGUUAUUAUGCUGGAUAUAUUAGAAGAGUUUUUGAGAACAACAAACAGACGUUAUAUACGAUUGGAUGGAGCAACCCCUGUCGCUGAAAGACAAACCCUAAUCGAUCGUUUUAAUAGCUCAUCCAUUGAAGUUUUUCUGCUAUCUACACGUGCCGGUGGACUAGGCAUCAAUUUGACAGGUGCAGAUACUGUAAUUAUCCACGAUAUUGACUUCAAUCCAUAUAACGAUAGACAAGCUGAGGAUCGUUGUCAUCGGCUAGGCCAGAAAAAUCCUGUUCAUGUCAUACGGCUAGUCGCCGAAGGCACUAUUGAAGAGGGUAUACUGCGCCGGGCAUCGGAGAAAUUACAAAUGGAGCGAAAUGUAACUGGUUGCGAGUCGUCUGAGAAUGUUGAUCAAAUUGAUGAUGAGGACGAGACUACUCGUGUUGGUGUUGGUGCUGGCGGUCCCCGAAACAGGAAGUCAAAGUCCACUGGUUCAAUACCAUGCUCCAGUCUUGACGGUAUGACAGAGAAUGAAAAUGUUUUCAAAGUCCUGGGCAAUUGGAAUUCACCUGUCACAGAUAUCAGUUUAUCCAAUACUACUACUACUACUCCAAUGUCCUCAAAUCGAAUCAGUGAAAGAGAUGUUUCUUUUCUACUUUCAGAUGCUUUAAAGUUGUAGCUAUUAAUUAUAUUAUAUAAACAUUUUUAUUUACUUUUUCAGUGUUUCAUAAAAAAAUAAUAAAUAAAUAAAAAUAAAAUAAAAAUAAGCGACAACUUUAACCGAUUUAUAUGUAUAAACGAUGUGUGUGUGUUUUACCUGCACAAGCCCCACUGUUAUCCUUUUUCUGUUGUGUAUUAAUUAGUCCAGUGAUAUCAGUGGUUGAAUAUAUACACAUUCAAAUAUUUAUAUUUAUAUAAAGAUACAUAUACAUAUACAUAUUCCUGUAUUAACAACAGAUGAAUGAAAAUAAAUCCAGUUUUUGUGAAUAUUCAUAUACAUAUAUACAUAGUAGUUAACGGUCUCGACGAUGAUGUUGAUUAUACUGAUGAUAACGAUGAUUACACAGUGUUGAUGAUUUUUCUUCUAGAGAGGAUAUAAACAAACAAACAAAAGAAAGAAAGAAAGAGUGAACGGAAAUUGGUUAUCGUUCUUUAGACACACACACACACACCCAUGUAAAUUGACUCCAUUUUCUCUCUCUCUCUCUCUUGUUGUUGGCAAAUUCAAACUUUUCCUGUGUAUCAUUCUCUCUUUCUCCACCAAAAAAAAUCUAUUUUGCCUAAAAUAUUUUGUGCUUCGGUUUUGUGUGUUUCCUUUUUUUUCUAACUAAGUAUUGAAUUUUUUAUCGCACAUUGCUCAUGUAUUAUUUAUGUAAUCUUUUAGAAGUGUUCAACAAGUGCGUAUAAUGAACUUGUAGUGUGAAGUGUUUCGUUCGUUUAUUUGUGUGUGUGUGUGCGUGCGCGCGUACGUGUUUGUGCACACAGCAUUUAUGAUUGGAUUAUUUAGUUACUCGCGAAUCAUGAUUCAGGUUAUGUGUUC